AAGCUCCAUCCAGUGCUGAGGACCGGAGCAUUUGCGCAGAUAGUCUGCGCUGUCUACCAGAGACGUACGUUAUUUCAGCCUCGGAAGUUUGUUGCUGUAGUUUUUUUGUCUCCCUGCUCAGCCACCCACCUGCAAAGCGUCUGCAAGGAGCAGAGCAACCAGCCGACUGCUUAGCCUGCCGGACUUGUGAAAGCAUCAAGGAUAUACCAUGGUGAUCAAAGUGUACAUAGCAUCGUCCUCCGGAUCCACUUCGAUUAAAAAGCAGCAGCAGGAUGUGAUGGGCUUCCUGGCGGUCAAUAAGAUCGAGUUUGAGGAGUGUGACAUCGCGGCCAACGAGGCCAACAGGAAGUGGAUGAGGGAGAAUGUCCCAGAGGAGUCCAGGCCUGCCACAGGGAACCCUCUCCCCCCACAGAUAUUUAAUGAAGCCAAAUAUUGUGGGAACUAUGAGGCCUUCUUCAAUGCCAGAGAGGAAAACGCUGUGUAUGCAUUUCUGGGUCUGACUGCUCCUCCGGGCUCUAAAGAGGCUGAGGCUCAAGCAAAGAAAGAAGCGCAGCAGUAGCAGCUCAACAUCGUUUCUACCUGACACCUCAGGCCAACCCAGAUCUGGACCCAGCCUCGCCUAGACCCAGGGGGGGUGAAAGAAGCAACACUUUGCUCAGCUUAUAAAUAUAUGGAAGGUUUUGAUGUACUUUUUUCAUUAUGUUUUUGUUUCAUAAAUCUGCGUUCAGCUGUGCCUUGAUAGCUGUAGUGAAAGGAGGUACUAAAGCAGACUAUUGUGGGUAUCUAAAACAGCUCAGCUUCCUCCCGUUAAUCUCAGCCUGCUUAUCCUAUUAGCCUAAUGACGUGUCACUCAACCAUUACCACGGGUGUGUGACGCUCUGUUUGAGGAAACGCCAUCAGACCCAGUGAAAUAUACACAAAGAGAGAUUCACCGUUUGCCCAACAGAACAUCAUCCAUUCAAUUGUAAAACAUGCUUAUCAUUUAUUUACCGUGAGAGCUUUGGUUACUUUUUGCAAUCAAAUCGUGUGACCCCCCCCCCCCCCCCCCCAAAACUGCAGAGCCUUCUGUGAAAGUUACAGUCCCAUCCUACAUCCUGUUGUCUUAAUGCUGUUUUAAUAGCAAACCUUUUUUCUACUAGACUGUAUUUGUUUAAAAAAAAAAAAGAAAUGACAAUACAUGCAAUUUUUGUGCAUUUUGGGGAAGUUGGACAGCAGGUUUUUUUUUUUUCCUCUUAGAAUACUUUUUUCAUUUUUACAUUAUGUUGGUAAAUCCCUGACUUACGUAAGCUGGUGCACUCUCUCCCUGAAAAAGCAGUGACAUGAAAAAAUAUGACUCGAUACAGUAAACCAAUUUUGAAAUACGUUCUGCCUCCUCGCCCCACGCUGUUAUUUUUUAUGUACAAUAAAUAAUUGUAAGUUGACA
Molecule: messenger RNA, 1423 nt
Organism: Archocentrus centrarchus (flier cichlid)
Lineage: Eukaryota; Metazoa; Chordata; Actinopteri; Cichliformes; Cichlidae
Gene: sh3bgrl
Product: SH3 domain binding glutamate-rich protein like
Exons: 4
Coding region: 209-559 (116 amino acids)
Cellular component (GO): cytoplasm
Source: RefSeq, a predicted model, not a curated record